ACGGCCCUGCAGGGCACACACAGACAAGGGGACAGGAUGGAGGGCCCUGUGCUGACACUGGGGCUGCUGGCCACCUUGGUGGUGUGUGGCAGCUGGGGCCUGAACGAGGAGGAACGGCUGAUCAGGCACCUGUUCACGGAGAAGGGCUACAACAAGGAGCUCCGGCCGGUGACCCGCAAAGAGGAGAGUGUGGACGUCUCUCUGGCUCUCACUCUCUCCAACCUCAUCUCCCUGAAAGAAGUGGAGGAGACCCUCACUACCAACGUCUGGAUAGAGCACGGCUGGACAGACAGCCGGCUACAGUGGGAUGCUGAAGAAUUUGGGAACAUCAGUGUCCUGCGCCUGCCCCCUGACAUGCUGUGGCUUCCCGAGAUUGUGCUGGAGAAUAACAAUGACGGCUCCUUCCAGAUUUCCUACUCCUGCAAUGUGCUGGUCUUCAACUCGGGCUAUGUGUACUGGCUGCCACCCGCCAUCUUCCGCUCCUCCUGCCCCAUCUCUGUCACCUACUUCCCCUUCGACUGGCAGAACUGCUCCCUUAAGUUCAGUUCACUCAAGUACACGGCCAAGGAGAUCACCCUGAGCCUGAAGCAGGAGGAGGAGGAUGGCCGCGCUUACCCCGUGGAGUGGAUCAUCAUCGACCCGGAGGGCUUCACAGAGAACGGGGAGUGGGAGAUAGUGCACCGGCCAGCCAGGGUCAACGUGGACCCCAGUGCCUCGCUGGACAGCACCAGCCGCCAGGAUGUCACCUUCUACCUCAUCAUCCGCCGCAAGCCGCUGUUCUACGUCAUCAACAUCCUGGUGCCCUGCGUGCUCAUCUCCUUCAUGAUCAACCUGGUCUUCUACCUGCCUGCCGACUGUGGCGAGAAGACGUCCGUGGCCAUCUCGGUGCUCCUGGCCCAGUCUGUCUUCCUGCUGCUCAUCUCCAAGCGGCUGCCUGCCACGUCCAUGGCCAUCCCCCUCAUUGGCAAGUUCCUGCUCUUUGGCAUGGUCCUGGUUACCAUGGUGGUGGUGAUCUGUGUCAUCACCCUCAACAUCCACUUCCGAACACCCAGCACCCACAUGCUGUCCGAGGGCGUCAAGAAGCUCUUCCUGGAGACCCUGCCAGAGCUCCUGCACAUGUCCCGGCCGGCAGAGGACGGGCCCAGCCCCGGGGCCUUGAUCCGGAGGAGCAGCUCCCUGGGCUACAUCUCUAAGGCUGAGGAGUACUUCUCACUCAAGUCCCGCAGUGACCUCAUGUUUGAGAAGCAGUCCGAGCGGCAUGGGCUGGCCCGGCGCCUCACCACUGCCCGCAGGCCCCCAGCAAGCUCUGAGCAAGCCCAGCAGGAGCUCUUCAGUGAGCUGAAGCCCGCUGUGGAGGGGGCAAACUUCAUCGUUAACCACAUGAAAGAUCAGAACAGUUACAACGAGGAGAAGGACAGCUGGAACCAGGUGGCCCGCACAGUGGACCGCCUGUGCUUGUGUGUGGUGACGCCCGUCAUGGUGAUAGGCACAGCCUGGAUCUUCCUGCAGGGCACCUACAACCAGCCUCCACCCCAGCCUUUCCCCGGGGACCCCUUCUCUUAUGACCUGCAGGACAAGCGCUUCAUCUAGGGUGGCCCCGCUGGGCAGCGUUGUGGACAGUGAGUCAGAGAGGAGAGGCCAGCUCAAGCCCUGGGCUGUAUCUGCUUGUCCUACGAGGCUGGGGCCAAGGUCAAGGCAAGGCCCGGAGCAGCCCCUGCUCAAGAGCAGGAGCCACCUAUGUGGGCUGAAGGUAGAGUAGGCUGGAGGGUUUGGGGAGACGAGGAGGCUUGCUCAGGGACCAAGGAUGGUGUCACUGCAGCCAGCCUCAGGGAAAGAGUGCUAUGAGGGUCCCACAGACGGUGCCCUUCUCCGCCUUCCCUCCCCAAGGGGGCAGAGCAGGCAGGACUCUGGGCCUGUGCUCCCGGCUCCCCCUGCUCCCCCACCUUCAGCUUGGGUUUCUGAAGGCCCAGCUGGGGCCGAGGGUGAGUGUCUUCCUCUCUCCCGGGCCUGGGGAAGGAGGUCUUCUGCAGGGUGGGAGCAGCAGGGUCCAGUGUGAUUUUUCUAGUCCUUUCUGCUGUAGGUGCUGUGGGUCUCUCCAGGAAGCCGGGGGCUGGUGUCAGAGGGCUGGUCUUGGCAUCCACCAGGGUCCUGGUCUUCCUGAGGUCCCAUGUAUAACCCUAGAGUGCUAGAUCUCGGACCCCCUGGAGUGAGUGCUGCUCCUCCUCCCCACAGUAGGGUUGCCAGGCAAUCUUUGGGACAUACUUACUCUAAGCAAUGAUUCAUUUUUAUCUAAAAUUCAUAUCUAACCAGGCAACCUGUAUUUGUAUUUGCUAAAUGUGUCAAUCCUCUCCCAAAGGGAACCCCACUGCCUCCUAUCCCAAGGGCCAAAGGCUGAUGCUGUAGGAACCCUAGUCGUGGUUGGCCCACCUCCAAGAUAGUCCAGUGACCCCUACCUCCUGGCAUUCACACCCUGUGCAGUCGUCCACCUGGAAGCUGGCUGGUGUGUGUCACCAGCGGAAUGAGGCGGAGGUGAUGGUAGGUCACUUCUGGGAUAAGGUCAUAAAAGGCACAGCCAGUCCCGUUCACACACAGUAACUCACUCUGGGGAGCCAUCUGGGAAGCUGAGGCCCUGUGGAGAUGCCCACAUGGCAGAGAACAGAGGCCUCCAGCCGACAGCCACUGAGUGAACUUGGAAGUGGAUCUUCUUGCCCCAGUGAAGCCUCCAGAUAUCACAGCCCCCUGAAAGCCCCUGAGCCAGCUGAGCUGCUCCUGGAUUCCAAACACUC
Molecule: messenger RNA, 2786 nt
Organism: Marmota monax (woodchuck)
Lineage: Eukaryota; Metazoa; Chordata; Mammalia; Rodentia; Sciuridae
Gene: Chrnd
Product: cholinergic receptor nicotinic delta subunit
Exons: 12
Coding region: 37-1590 (517 amino acids)
Biological process (GO): nervous system process; signal transduction; monoatomic ion transmembrane transport
Cellular component (GO): postsynaptic membrane; synapse; neuron projection
Molecular function (GO): transmembrane signaling receptor activity; acetylcholine-gated monoatomic cation-selective channel activity
Source: RefSeq, a predicted model, not a curated record